Messenger RNA from Aspergillus pseudotamarii, 378 nucleotides. RefSeq lists its product as uncharacterized. The record is from RefSeq and is a predicted model, not a curated record. Lineage: Eukaryota; Fungi; Ascomycota; Eurotiomycetes; Eurotiales; Aspergillaceae. Bases 1 to 378 code for a protein of 125 amino acids. The transcript has 2 exons.
AUGGCAUGCGAUAAAUGCCCUGCGCCUGGCAGCGAAGCCGAGAAAACAACUUCGGAUGAUGCGACGCGUCCAUCGCGCAUAUUUGACUGGGGUUUCCGAAUCCUUCCCGAAGGAUCUGCUUUAUUAUCUUCCUCUUGCUGUUGGCUACCGACCCUGUUAGAUUGGGUCUUUGCCGGUUCCAUAACGGCAACGGGUAUAGAGAAACUUCGCCCCUUUUUUCUGGCCAUUUCGAUCAUCACCCUCGCCUGGGGUAUUCGACGAGAAGGACCCAGUCGCGGCAUAAUCCGUCGGGCCAUCAUCAGUGCCAUCCUCGUGGCCUGGCAGGGAUACAAUCAACGCAGGGAGGCUGUGAACGGACACCACCACAGCUGCCACUGA